Closterium sp. Naga37s-1 is the source of this 201-nucleotide messenger RNA. The record is from the annotation of a GenBank genome assembly. Lineage: Eukaryota; Viridiplantae; Streptophyta; Zygnematophyceae; Desmidiales; Closteriaceae.
AUGAUGACGAGGAAAUUGAGGAGGAUGAGGAAGAGGACGAGGAGGAGGACAGUGAUGAGGAUGAUGAUGAGGAAGAGGAAGACGAAGAAGACGAGGCGAUGGAAGGCAGUGACGAUGAGGAAGCAGCGGCAGCAGCCAUGGCAGCUGAGAAAUCGUCAAAGGGAAUGGCGGCGGCUGCAGCGGCUGCUGUUGAGAAGCGAG